Aspergillus pseudotamarii is the source of this 2715-nucleotide messenger RNA. Its product is annotated as pyridoxal phosphate-dependent aminotransferase. The coding region runs from base 1 to 2715 and encodes 904 amino acids. Gene Ontology annotation, biological process: biosynthetic process. Lineage: Eukaryota; Fungi; Ascomycota; Eurotiomycetes; Eurotiales; Aspergillaceae. The transcript is spliced from 5 exons. Gene Ontology annotation, molecular function: pyridoxal phosphate binding. The record is from RefSeq and is a predicted model, not a curated record.
AUGUCGUUCUCUGGCCGUCGUGUGAGCAUUCUGCGCCCUUCCAACAGGCGAUUCUCCCUAGGCAAGGAGUUAUCGGAGAAUGAACUCCGAUCGGAAACCCAUCGUCAAUUCCGAAGCGCUCACGAAGGUCACCGUCCUCACGCCGGCCUCGAUGCCUCGCGUGCCUCGACAGGUGUUGUCUGGUGUACGGAACGUGCGACAGAACACGGUUACGCAGAGAAUCCGUCCGAAUGGGCGAAUCUGGGCCAAGGAGCCCCCGAAGCCGACGAUGAGAUCGAAGGCAGUUUCCCUCGCCCCACGAGCAUUCCCAUCACCUCUGCUGCGCGUGAGUACGGUCCCACGGCUGGUAUCAAGCCUCUCCGCGCCGCUGUCGCUCGGUUGUACAAUGAGCAUUACCGCCAGGGCAAAGAGAGCCAGUAUACUUGGGAGAAUGUCUGCAUUGUGCCCGGUGGACGUGCGGGUCUGAUUCGAAUUGCAGCCAUUUUGGGCAAUUCGUACCUUUCCUUCCCUAUUCCCGACUACUCUGCGUACUCGGAGAUGUUGACUUUGUUCAAGAAUAUCGCACCCAUCCCCAUUCCCCUCUCCCAAAACGAUCAUUAUCAUAUCCACCCCGACAAAAUCGCCGAGGAAAUUGCCCGUGGCACCCAGGUCCUCUUAACCUCGAACCCCCGUAACCCGACCGGACAUUUCGUUUCCAGCGAUGAGCUGGCUCGGAUCCAAGACAUCUGCAGGGAUCGCGCGACGCUGAUUUUGGAUGAAUUCUAUGGAGGAUACAACUACACCACCGACUGCGACGGCACAACUCUCAGUGGCGCUACGAAUGUGGAGGAUGUCAACCAGGACGAUGUGCUGCUCAUCGACGGUCUCACCAAGCGUUUCCGCCUGCCUGGUUGGCGUAUCGCCUGGAUUGUCGGCCCCAAGGAAUUCGUUGACGCCCUGGGCUCCGCUGGUUCCUACCUGGAUGGAGGUGCCAACGUGCCCUUCCAGGAGGCUGCCAUCCCCAUGCUUGAGCCGUCCCUUGUACGCGCAGAGAUGAAGGCUCUUCAGCACCAUUUCCGUGAAAAGAGAGACUUUGUUGUGAAGCGUUUGACUGAGAUUGGAUUCCGUAUCAAGGAUAUUCCCCAGGCCACCUUCUACAUUUGGCUUGAUCUGACUGCCUUGGAACCUCCUCUUCCCGCAGAGGCUAACAUCUCUGACGGUCUGAAUUUCUUCAACGCCCUUCUGACCGAGAAGGUUAUUGUGGUGCCCGGUAUUUUCUUCGACUUGAACCCUGCCAAGAGAAGAGACCUGUUUGACAGCCCCUGCCAUCACUUCGUCCGUCUGAGUUACGGGCCUAAGAUGGAUGUACUGAAGAAGGGUCUGGACGGCAUUGAAAGGGUUAUCCGCCGGGCUCGUGGAGAGGCCCCCAACGCGCAAUGGGAGGACGAGACAGUUGAGGCAGCGACGAGUUCAGGCUGCGAUGCGCAAUAUGAUGCGCUCGGUAUUAUGGCCUGGAAUUUUUAUCGCAUCCUCAAUUACACUAUCUUUAUCGUCCUCUCUGUCGUCCUCUUUUGCCUUAUAGUGCUGACCCCAGCCGACGCGAUCUACCAGUGCUACGUAACCUCUCGACUCACGAAUAUUUUUAUCAUUAGCGGUGGCUACAUCGUGACUUUUAUAUUAGCGGCGCUGAUAUACGCAACCCGGAUCUAUACCAAUCGCAGUGCCUUAGCAGGAAUCCCCAAGGCAUGGAUCCCAAUCGAGAAGGAAGAUGUCGGAAAGAGUGUGAGACGACUGGUGGUUGAAGGUCUUGCUCGCAGCGCUAUUAUUGCUUAUCAAGCUAGGCCGAGGGACACAGCUGCAGAUGGUGAUACCUUUGCCGACUACCCCAUGCUCUUAAUAGACCGCGACCGCCCCCCGUGGGGAACUGUAGAACAUCCCGGAUGGUCUUCUCCUGCAUCCCCAGAUUUGCCCGACCUGCCGUACCGAACGGUCCUCCAGGAGCUCCCGAAUCUGAUUGAAGCUAAAGCGGUCUCUCUCGCUCCCCCUGACCCCUUUUUGACAGCGACCCGCUCGUUUGAUCCCUCGUCCCCUGGCGCCGAACAAUCAAUCCCGGACACACGAGUGGUAGACAUCCUACGGCGACCGGUGUCGAUGGGUCUGAGGGAAUAUUUGCAACAUCUUACUAGCCUGAACGUCAUCAAGCCGCCCGAGAUUGGAGCAGAAUUCAUCGCACUAUAUGAACGCGCGCGCUUCUCGCCGCACGACCUUCACGAGAUCGAAUUUCGGGAUCUGAUGCACAUAUUUGCGGGGCUUUUAAGAGGGAUGAAGUCGCUUGAUACGCAAAUUAUGGACGAUAUAUACGCUGAAAGCUCUCGCGCCGAUAGCGAGUCUAUCAUUGGACCUUCAGACGAGGAAGGGGAGACUGAUACGAUGGAUUUCCACGAUGACAGCGACGCUUUCUCUCGGGGCCGGAGCAACAGUUUGCAACCUUCGAAUGCAUCGACAUGGGAGGGCCGCUCCAUUCACACUACAUCGGGAAGGCAGAGCCAUAGGUCCUUUGUUUGGUCCAGAAACGUUGACCAACAUCGGUUGGCGACACCCCGAACUCCAUCAAUGCGAUCGCUUAGGCGGGUACAGUCGAAUGCGUCGGGCAGUUCAGGAGGGAGUGUUAUUCGUUUGGUAAAUACCCAUGGGCCAUCUGAUUUGCCCUACGCGAUUAAUUUUGAUAGAACGUGA